Molecule: messenger RNA, 1329 nt
Organism: Gordionus sp. m RMFG-2023
Lineage: Eukaryota; Metazoa; Nematomorpha; Gordioida; Chordodea; Parachordodidae
Product: tyrosine aminotransferase-like
Exons: 1
Coding region: 1-1329 (442 amino acids)
Biological process (GO): L-phenylalanine catabolic process; biosynthetic process; L-tyrosine catabolic process
Molecular function (GO): pyridoxal phosphate binding; L-tyrosine:2-oxoglutarate transaminase activity
Source: RefSeq, a predicted model, not a curated record
AUGAUUAAAUACGACGCUCAAACUCAGACAUCUUCACUGAGUUCAGGGAGUUGGGAUGUAGAUUUUAAAUCCUAUGAAAAUCUUAGCCAGAAAGGGUUCCAUAAAAUGAUAACUGUAUCCAAAAGAGCAGCAAAUUGUAUUAAUCCACCACGAGCCAUCUUCGAAACUUUGUCGGUCAAACCAAAUCCUGACAAAUAUCUCAUAUCCUUAUCACAAGGUGAUCCUUCACUCCACCAAUUAUUCCCAGUCCACAAUGAAAUGAUGGACGCCGUCAUAAACUCUGUCAAAAGUAGGCAAUUCAACUCCUAUGUUCCUUCUGUUGGACUUGAGUCAGCUAGAAUAGCCAUUGCCAAUCUAUACAUUAAACAAGGUGUCAAUAUCAAUUGGAAAGAUGUUUUCUUGACAACAGGUUGUACGCAAGCCCUGCAAUGGUCUAUUGAAUGUUUGGCCGAUAGGGGCGACAAUAUACUUAUUCCAAAACCUUGUUUUCCCAUUUACAAGACCUUCGCAAAAAUGAAUGGAAUCGCAUUUCAGAGCUACAAUCUAAUCCCUAAAAAUCAAUGGGAAAUCAAUUUGGAGCAUUUAGAAUCCCUGAUAAACUCGAAAACAAAGGCGAUAAUUAUUAAUAACCCUUCGAAUCCAUGUGGAUCCGUAUUUUCCAAAAAACACAUUCUUAAAUUCCUCAAAUUAGUGUCAAAAUAUGAUUUACCAGUAAUAUCCGACGAGGUAUACGCUCACAUUGUUUUUCCUGGUCAAAUUUAUUAUUCAAUAGCCGAUCUAUCUUCCACUGUGCCGAUUAUAAUAUGCAACUCGAUAAGCAAACGGUACAUAGUGCCGGGUUGGAGAAUCGGGUGGAUAGCCAUAUAUGACCCCAUUCAUUGCUUGGAUCGAGUCAAAGAGGCUAUAUGCCGGUUGUGCCAAGCCAGCUUUGGUGUUAGUUCUAUGAUACAAGCCGCUUUACCUACAAUAUUAACCAAAACCCCCGAUUCCUACUUUCUAAAUGUUGUUCAAUUAGCCUACGAGAAUGCUAAAGAAAUAAAAAGCGCUCUCGCAAAAGUCCCGGGCAUCACCGCAAUGUUUCCCCAAGGCGCCAUAUUUAUGAUGAUCUAUAUAUCCAUGAAAUGCUUUCCCGAGUUCAAAAGCGAAUUUGAAGUAGUCGAGAGACUUAUACAAGAGGAAUCCGUUUUUCCGUAUCCAUCUUCGAUAUUCGGAAUAGGCGGCUACAUUCGAAUUUCGUUGAUAAUCCCUAAAGAUAAAGCCAUUGUUGCGGCCGAAAGAAUGUCCAAAUUUUUCAAAAAUCAUUACAGAUUUCAAAAUUUAGAAAUAUAA